AUAUCCAAGGGCUUCGUGUGUAGUUGGGAUUCGGCGUACAUGGAGAAAAAGUGGGUGACUGUGGGUGACACGUCCCUGAGGAUAUUUAAGUGGGUUCCUGUGACAGACAGCAAGGAGAAAGAAAAGUCAAAAUCGAACAGUUCAGCAGCCCGGGAACCUAAUGGCUUUCCCUCUGAUGCCUCAGCCAAUUCCUCUCUCCUUCUUGAAUUCCAGGAUGAAAACAGCAACCAGAGUUCUGUGUCUGAUGUCUAUCAACUCAAGGUGGACAGCAGCACCAACUCCAGCCCCAGCCCCCAGCAGAGCGAGUCCCUGAGCCCAGCACAUACCUCUGACUUCCGCACAGAUGACUCCCAGCCCCCCACUCUUGGCCAGGAGAUCCUCGAGGAGCCCUCCCUGCCUGCCUCCGAAGUGGCGGACGAGCCUCCCACCCUCACCAAGGAAGAACCGGUUCCGCUAGAGACGCAGGCUGCCGAGGAGGAGGAGGACGCGGGCGCCCCGCCCCUGAAGCGCUUCUGCGCGGACCAGCCUGCGGGGCCGCAGACGGCGUCCGAAAGCUAGCGCCCUCGGGCGCCCUCCGCCUCUAUUUAUUGCCUCCUGGUUCUGGCCUGCCGCGUUGCCGGGGCGAGGGCGCGCCUGGCCGCAAGGCCAUG
Carlito syrichta (Philippine tarsier) is the source of this 650-nucleotide messenger RNA. RefSeq names its product BCL tumor suppressor 7B (gene BCL7B). NCBI's taxonomy places the organism in Eukaryota, Metazoa, Chordata, Mammalia, Primates, Tarsiidae. Bases 40 to 558 code for a protein of 172 amino acids. The record is from RefSeq and is a predicted model, not a curated record. The transcript is spliced from 6 exons.